Molecule: messenger RNA, 24303 nt
Organism: Coregonus sp. 'balchen'
Lineage: Eukaryota; Metazoa; Chordata; Actinopteri; Salmoniformes; Salmonidae
Source: the annotation of a GenBank genome assembly
AUGGAGCAGGGAUACACAGAUAAGGUGGCAAAUCUCUCAGUGAGCCUGCAUGCUUUCUCCCUCCUCUCUCUCUCCCUCUGAUGCACUCUCUCUCUAUCUCUUUCGAUCUUGCUCUCUCAUACCACCCCUUUUGAUCUCUCUCUUUCUCUCUCUCACUCUCUCUCUCUCUUUCUCUCUCGCUCAACCUGUUUCUCUCUUUCUCUCCAUCCCUCUCGCUCCCUUCCAUCUCCUUCCCCUUAUUUUUCUCUCUCUCCUUUUUCUUGUCUCUUAUGCGAGAAGAUGAGGAGUCCUAUAAUUGACUGUGAUCUGCCCCCCCAUUAGAAUCAAUGGCAUUCGUUCCUUUAAUUACAUUCCGUUUUUUCUCUCUGCUCUCUUUUUUCCCGACCCACAGGAUCGUUCAGUACCAGUGAAUGAAAAGGAAAUUAAUUAGAUGUCAUUUUUUUAUUGCGUUCACAGGUCUUUUGUGUGGCCUCUAGAGCAUGGCUGACAUGCCACAUUGUCACAGUGAUGAACUGACCUUUAACUAGCCUUAAAGUCAUGGACUGUUCUCUCUGCUACCGCUUGGCAAGCGGUACCGACAAACCAAGUCAGGAACCAACAAGACCCUGAACAACUUCUACCCCCAAGCCAUAAGACUGCGAAAUAGUUAGUUAAUUUACUCAUCACAUACACUGCUGCUACUGUUUACUCUCUGUCACUUUAUUCCUAGUUAUAUGUUCAUAUCUACCUCAAUUACCUCGUACCCCUGCACAUCGAUUCGGUACUGGUACCCUGUGUAUAUUGUCAAGUUAUCAUUACUCAUUGUGCAUUUAUUAUUACUUUUGUUAUUAAUUGUUUUAAUUUUCUAUUAUUUCUCUAUUUUCUUUGUCUCUGAAUUAUUGGGAAAGGCCCGUAAGUGAGCAAUUAAUUGACUGUUAGUCUACACUUGUUGUUUACGAAGCAUGUGACGAAUAACAUUUGAUUUGAAAUUGCUGAGAGAGAGAGGCUGGAGAGGGAGGAAGGGUGCUCUGCUCUGCCUUACUUCACCCCCAGUCAGCGUGACUCAGAGUGGGCCUGCAGAAGCACCCGCAACCCACUGCCCAGGCCUCAGGGCUACUCUAUGGUUCAUUUUAACGGACUACUUCUGCAGGAAAAGAUGAGUGAAGAGGGUCCAGGCUUAGCUGCUAAAUCAACAGAUCCCAGAACAUCCAGGGCUCAGGGUUCACUGUAGUUCCUUUCUAACCUUAUAAUAUAUCCUCCUUCAUUUCCUGUUCACUCCUAUAGAAGAGAAAGAAAAACACUGAGACCAAAACUAUUCUAGGAAAUGUCCCUACAACAUUCCCACCUUUGUUUUCAAAGCUUCAGAUUUUAAGGCUACUAUCACGUUCGUCGAACAGAGAUGAGGACCGGGGGCAGCGUUGCAGGCAAACAUACUCUUUAUUAGAGACACGAUCAAAAACCACAAAACGAAAACGUGACAGUUCACGGUCUAACACAACAGACUCGAAACAAGAUCCCACAAACUCUGUGGGGAAACAGGCUGCUAAAGUAUGGUUCUCAAUCAGAGACAACAAGCAACAGCUGAAUCCCGUUGCCUCUGAUUGCAGGGGCGGUGUGUUCAAUAGGGCGAUAUGGGCGACGCACUGCCAAACGGGAAAAGGAAGGGAUUUUUUUUCUAAUCAAUUAUAUCACGGCAACAGUAGUUAUCAGUGUUGUAAUCUAGACGUCUGAUCUGCCACAGUGCCACUAAAUGUCCAAUCAGGCUAAAGUCGUGCUUCAAAUGCCCCCCCCCCCCUUUUGGGGCGAUUUCAGUCAGGUUGAAAAUCGCCCAGAAGUCUGUCAUAGACUCCCAUGUAAAAUCUAUUUUUUUCAAAUAUCAGAGCUUUCAAUACAAUCUCUAUGGGUUUCUGAGGGCUUGCACUUACGCGCUUUCGUCAUACGUAACAUAACCAUGAACGUAACUAAGAAAAGAGCGGGUAGCCUCAUCAAUCAAUUCACUACUACUAUCAAAAUGGCUAGGCUUCAGUGCAACUCGAUUGUGUCUUUGAAAGAAGUUCCUUUUUGUCGGCGAACAAAUGAAGAUAAAUUGGCAACGAAACAAUUAGGACCUCCCAGACCAAAUUUAAUAAUUCAACAGGUUUCUACUAAAGGGGGGAAGUCCUACACCCGAGGAUUUUCCAAAAAUUGGUACGAACGAAAAACCUGGCUAGCAGGCUGCGAUGUAGCUAAUGCAGUCUUCUGCUACCCCCUGCUUACUCUUUCACCCUGAAGGCGGCACGGCAGACAGCACCGCUUGGACAGCGACUGGUGUGUAACGGACAUGCACCAUCUUUCAGGAAAGAUUAAGAAACAUGAGCUGUCAAAGACCCACAUGGAUAGCUGUUUGAGAUUGUCUGCUUUGGGGAGAGUGAACAUUCCCACUCAACUGGAUGAGGGAUACAGGCUAGCUGUCCGCCGCCACAACGAUGAGGUUAGUGUUGAUAAUCACAAGUUUACUGGAGAACUGAAACUGACAAGGCUGACAAGAUAGGACCCUUUUGUCCAUUGUUAUUGGAUAGGAACAUAACUUAUAACCAGCUCCUGACCUAAAUAGAUCUUAGCACAACAUUUUACUCAACAUAUCAUAUUCCAUAUUCACUAUAACAAAUAUAUUUACUACGACAUUAGCAAGAACCGCCACAUCCUCAGCCGGCUAAUCCAGUGUGUGAAGUUUUGCGGAGUGUUUGAGUUAGCUUUGCGAGGCAAAGAUGAAACUGAGGGCUCCACCAACCCUGGUAAGCCAACACUUUUGAGAUCAGUCAAUAAAUGCUUCUGGUAUUGACUUAUAUGCUGCCCCUGUCUUCAUGUUGUUGCUGGACAUAUCUUUUUUAAAAUGUGUGUAGGUCACCUAAAUCAUCAGAAAAAUUGCCCCCCCUGAGAAUUUUUUCAGGAGCCGCCACUGUCUGAUUGAGAACCACACUGGCCAACAUAGAACAACAAUACUAGAAAGUGAAACCUAGAACAAAACACAUAGACUUUACACACCCUGGCUCAACAUAUUAGAGUCCCCAGAGCCAGGGCGUGACAGUACCCCCCCCUAAAGGCGCGGACUCCGACCGCGCCCACCAAAUACCACAGGGGAGGGACCGGGUGGGCACUCCGCUUAGGCGGCGGAUCCGGCUCCGGGCCUGAUCCCCGCUCCCUCUCCAACCCCCCAAAGUACCCCUGGUCCGGUCUGGCCCCGCUGGCCGGAGCUGGACUGCACACUGGUGGAGCGGAUUGCUCUAGCUCCGGCGUGAAGCAUCUGACCGGUGCCGGACCAGCCACCGGUGGAACAGGCACGGGCCAUGCCGGACUGACGACGCACACCACUGGCUUGGUGUGGGGAGCAGGAGCGGGCCGAGCCGGGCUGACAAAACGCACCACUGACUUGGUGCGGGGAGCAGGAGCGGGCCGGACCGGGCUGACGAAGCGCACCACUGACUUGGUGCGGGGAGCAGGAACGGGCCGUGCCGGGCUGACGAAGCGCACCACUGACUUGGUGCGGGGAGCAGGAACGGGCCGAGCUGGGCUGACGAAGCGCACCACUGACUUGGUGCGGGGAGCAGGAACGGGCCGAGCUGGGCUGACGAAACGCACCACUGACUUGGUGCGGGGAGCAGGAAUGGGCCGGACAGGGCUGACGAAACGCACCACUGACUUGGUGCGAGUGGCAGGAACAGGCCGGACCGUACUGGGAACACACACCACUGGCCCUACGUGGGGAUCAGGAACAGGCCGGACCGGACUGGCAACACACGCCAGUACCUCUCGCCGUGCCUCUACAUCCUCCUUCCCCCUGGUGACCAGUGACUCCCGUAACCUGGCGGCCUCCUGCUGCCCCGUCGUCCACGGCGUUAGCCCCCCCCUAAAAAAUGUAUGGGCUUCACUCCUACCCGUGGACCAGGUCUCCAUGCUUCUCGCCAGCCUUUCGCCCUUCUGCCUCCACGUCAAGCCCCUCUCUUCCUCACAUGGCUUGACCCAGUCGAGGAGGCGAAGGAGAUCCGCUAGAGAUCUCUCAGGCGAUGGCUCCUGGACUUGCUGCUUGGUCCAGUCUUGGUGGGAUCUUCUAUCACGUUCGUCGAACAGAGAUGAGGACCAAGGCGCAGCGUUGCAGGCAAACAUACUCUUUAUUAGAGACACGAUCAAAAACCACAAAACGAAAACGUGACAGUUCACGGUCUAACACAACAGACUCGAAACAAGAUCCCACAAACUCUGUGGGGAAACAGGCUGCUAAAGUAUGGUUCUCAAUCAGAGACAACAAGCAACAGCUGAAUCCCGUUGCCUCUGAUUGAGAACCACACUGGCCAACAUAGAACAACAAUACUAGAAAGUGAAACCUAGAACAAAACACAUAGACUUUACACACCCUGGCUCAACAUAUUAGAGUCCCCAGAGCCAGGGCGUGACAGCUACCAAUACUUAAGGUUGAGUGAUUGAAAUGGUGUAGUGUCAUUUAUGAUAACGCUCAAUAACAUUGAAUUGAUAUAUGUACUAUUUGGUCUAUUAUGUUGUAAUAACAUUUAAAGAAGCCACGCAGCUCCAUAAUAUACAACUAAUCCCUCCACACAAAUAUGUGCUUUUCUAUUCCCAGAAUCACCCAAGGGUGGAAAAUCCCCUUCAUUCAUUCCUGAGGGAAAGCUAGAGUGGAUCACUUCGAAUUGAAUUGAAUUCAUAAAAUUGUGAUAAAAAAAAAAUGCUCUACCUACCAUGUUUCUUUUUUAAGAGUAAGUGGGUUGAGUGGGGGUUCGAGAAAGGUAAAACCAUACUUACUCUCCAUAUUUAGAAUGUCAACAGACCAUACAAUUAUCUCUGUCGGUCUCUUGGCCACAUGGCAGUGAGUGAGGCCGUUUGCCUGCUGUAAAGCGUGUACAGAGAACUAUAAAUAUUUCAUAAGUCUUAAAAUGGGAAUCGCAUUCUGUCUGCUUUAUUAGCAUUUUAAUCCGUCGGUAGACUCGCCGCAUGCUUUUCCUUUCCCUGCCUGAUGGGCCCGCUCCCUGUAUAAAGACUUCACAGCCAUUAUUCCCCACGUUUCUAAACCUCUCUACCCUCCAUCUUAGGGAUGCCAUAGAGGAGAAAUAUUGAAAAGAGGGGAACGAGAAAGAGUGGGUGCUUACACACAAUGAUUGGACGAUAAAUAGUUGAGGAACACAGGUCCAAGUAUACUGUGUUUUCUCUGUGUGUUCCCAUAAAUCGCCCCAAAGCCCCAAAAAACAACAACAACCUGCAUUAAAAACAGGUCAGGUUUAAUCGUGUUGUGUUUUCACAUUUAUUAGUAUCAGCCUGCGUCGUGACAGCGCUCUCUGUUCUACCAUUAAUCUACACCAGUAAACAUGUUUGCCUGAUUCGUCAUUACCAAACAAAUUGUGUGGAAUAAGAAACACUCACCUUGUAACAGAGUGUUUACAUGUUCUUCUUCUGAAGUAAUGGCUUACUUCAAAGGGUGAGGCUGUUGUCAAGUUUGUAAAGCUCUUUUCCCCCCUCCUUUUCAAUAUCCACACAGAAGAUGAAAGCCGCUCUAUGAAUUCAAAUGUAAUUUGUUCAGUCAUGCAUAAAACGUUUUCUCUCUCUAUCUCCUUCCCUCUCUCUCUCCCCCCUCUCUCUCUCUCCUCUGUCUCCCUCCCCCACUCUCCCUCCCCCUCUCUCUAUGUCUCUCUCUCUUCCUCUCUCGCUGCCCCCCUCUCGCUCUCACCCUCUCUCUCUCUUGCCCGGGUGAAGCUGGAAAGCAGUGUAGCAAAUUGGAAGUACAGCGUUGAAUGACAAUGAGAGAAACGGAAUAAAAAAAUACAUAUUGGGGGCAGAGAGAACUUAAGCAAUCAAAUUAAAAAGUUAUUACGUUUGGAAUGAGGCACACUGCUCUCUCCUGUCACUGUCUCCAUCUGGUAGUCCUCCAAGUCAAGCCUCAGAGAGAGAGAGAGAGAGAGAGAGUGAGAGAGAGGAGGGGGGGGGGGAGAGAAGGUGAGAGAAGGAGAGAGAGAGAGAAUGUGUGUGUGUCAGAGUGAGAAAGAGAAAGCGAGAGGGAGUCUCAGAGGGAAAGAGAGAGAGAGAGACAGACAGAGAGACAGACAAAGAGAGGGAGAGAUGUGGGGCUCUUGUACAAGAUGAUGUAAGUUAUGGGCCUCAGGCUACUAGCUGAUGUAAGUUAGGGGCCUCAGGCUACUAGCUGAUGUAAGUUAGGGGCCUCUGACUUUUGGACUAAUAUCAAACUGUUUGGCCAGACUUUGCUCAGAGUCUGGCUAUUACCCAGGAUGGAGAUGCUAGAAUAGUACUCCUCUCCUCACACAGUGGCUGGGCUGUAGAGUGGUCCACAUGGUUUUACUCUGGCUGGGGGAGUUAAAAUCAAAUCAAAUCAAAUGUUAUUUGCCACAUGUGCCGAAUACAACAGGUGUAGACAUUACAGUGAAAUGGUUACUUACAAACCCUUAACCAACAAUGCAGUUUGUUAAGCAAAAAAUAGAUAAGCAAAAAAUAAAAAUAGCAAAUAAUUAAAGAGCAGCAAAAAUAAAAUAACAGUAGGGAGGCUAUAUACAGGGGGUACCGGUACAGGGUACAGAGUCAAUGUGCGGGGGCACCGGUUAGUCGAGGUAAUUGAGGUAAUAUGUACAUGUGGGUAGAGUUAAAGUGACUAUGCAUAGAUAAUAAACAGAGAGUAGCAGCAGCGUAAAAGAGGGGGUGGGGGGAGACUAUGCAAAUAGUCCGGGUAGCCAUUUGAUUAGCUGUUCAGGAGUCUUAUGGCUUGGGGGUAGAAGCUGUUAAGAAGCCUUUUGGACCUAGACUUGGCGCUCCGGUACCGCUUGCCAUGCGGUAGCAGAGAGAACAGUCUUUGACUAGGGUGGCUGGAGUCUUUUAUCAUUUGUAGGGUCUUCCUCUGACACCGCCUGGUAUAGAGGUCCUGGAAGGUAGGAAGCUUGGCCCCAGUGAUGUACUGGGCCGUACGCACUACCCUCUGUAGUGCCUUGCGGUCGGAGGUCGAGCAGUUGCCACACCAGGUGGUGAUGCAACCAGUCAGGAUGCUCUCGAUGGUGCAGCUGUAGAACGUUUUGAGGAUCUGAGGACCCAUGCCAAAUCUUUUCAGUCCCCUGAGGGGGAAUAGGCUUUGUCGUGCCCUCUUCACGACUGUCUUUGUGUGUUUGGACCAUGAUAGUUUGUUGGUGAUGUGGACACCAAGGAACUUGAAGCUCUCAACCUGUUCCACUACAGCCCCAUCGAUAACAUAGAUAGAUAAUUGUGCCAAACUAAGCUUUGUCGAACAAUAGCCUUGCUUCUCUCAACAACGAACAGUAUCAUUUAAUCCUCCCCCACAAUAAGCAUCAUCACAGCAUUGUGAGUCUGAAUAUUGUGAGUCUGAAUUCUACGGGAGAGAACAGAAAAUAACAAGCUUUUUGCUGCGGUUUGCACAAAUAAUAAGCAAUGAGCUGACGACUAAUUAACCUUCCAGAAAUGGCUUCCUUUCAGUGCUGUAAGUGAUAUUUAGGCAUAUGUAUGUGUUGCCUUACACAAUUAGCAUUGUCCAACCGACAAUGACUAAUACUACCAGCAGCAUAUGAUAAUGGUUGGUUGUGAUAAUGAGAUUAUGUGCUGCCACACUGUAUGAGCAUCAUGGAUGGCAACACUGCGGUUAAAUAACGUGUAUACAGUAUGUGUGUGUGUGUGUGUGUGUGUUAAAGUGACUCUUAAAGGUCGACAUGCAUGCUUUCACACACACACAGACACAUACAGAUGUUAUAAACAAUAAAUACGUGAGAAAUUCAUAAAAAACACGGUAUGAUUAACAACUUGUUUAUAAUCCUUCUCAUAGGGACAUGUUCCACGAAUUGUGUGAGGGGUAGGAAUGGGCGGAUUUCUCCAUCCCAUUCUCUGGCCGUUGUGUUGGGCAGUUCAAUGGUGAGAAAUGUCUCAGCAAAAACGUUGUGUUAUCCAGGAGCAUGAGUACAAGACAUCAAUAAGCUGCUCCCAAACAUUUUAAACCUACAUCAGUAAAUGUAGUCUAUCAUAGUUCAUGUUGGAUUCAAUGACAUUAUGAAAGGCUGCUUCGAACAGCUGAAGAUGGAUUUUAAAGAACUGAUUGGAUCUCUGCUUGACACCAACAAAUGCCCCAUGAUAUCUGGCCCUGUGCCCUCCCUAAAUCGCGGCAUUGAACGUUUCAGCAGACUUAGCCCUCUAUAACUGGCUACGUGACUAUUACAGCUCUAUGGGUGUAACAUUUAUUGACCAUUUUAAUACCUUCUGGAAACAAAGCUCGUAUUAUAAGGAGGAUGGGAUCCACCCAAAUCAUUUGGGUUCCUGGAUCCUUUCACAGCAUUAUAAGGGUGUGUUGAGACAAUUACUUAUCAAUGACCCAAGCCCAGCUCAGUUAAUCCCUACCAUUGUGUCGCUGAGUUCUCAUAAUGCUUUAGCAAAUGUACAUUAUCCCAGGGGUGUUGGAAGACACAAUGUAAGUAACCUAAUUGAUGUCCCUCUAACUGCCCUGAAUGCCUCUGUUGAUCCUACAGCUAUUGUAUGCAGUAAUCAUGUGCCUAUGAACCAGAGUUAUACUGUUAGCACUGAGGCGGUGUGCCCUAGUAGGAAGUCCACUGUGUGCAGCUCACCCUGCACUAACAUAAAUAACAUGAGCAUGUCUACUUCUGCUAACCUUCCGAGUAAAGAAAUGAAAACAAUCAAGCAUCCCAGAAAAGUGCUAAAAAUAGUACAAGUUAGCAUAUGUAGCUUAAGAAACAAGGUUCAUUAAAUCAAUAAUUUGCUAGUAACAGAUGACAUUCAUAUUCUAACGAUCUCUGAAACUCACUUAGAUAAUACCUUUGAUGAUACAGGGGUAGCAACACAUGGUUAUAACAUCUACAGAAAAUACAGAAAUGACAAUGGUGGAGGUGUUGCCGUUUAUAAUCAGAACCACAUUCCUGUAAAGCUUAGAGAGGAUCUCAUGUUUAAUACUGUUUAAGUAAUAUGGCUACAGGUUAAUCUGUCUCACCUAAAGCCCAUUAUUGUGGGAAGCUGCUAUAGACCACCAAGUGCUAACAGUCAGUAUCUGGAUAACAUGUGAGAAAUUCUUGAAAAUUUAUGUGAUAUCAACAGAGAGGUAUAUUUUCUGGGUGACCUAAAUAUUGACUGGCUUUCAUCAAGCUGCCCACUCAAGAAAAAGCUUCAAACUGUAACUAGUGCCUGCAACCUGGUUCAGGUUAUCAGUUAACCUACCAGGGUAUUUACAAACAGCACAGGAAUAAAACCAUCAACAUGUAUUGAUCACAGCUUUACUAAUGCUUCAGAAAUUUGCUUUAAAGCAGUAUCCAAAUCCAACGGAUGUAGUGAUCACAAUAUAGUAGUCAUAUCUAGUAAAACCAAAGUUCCAAAGGCUGGGCCUAAUACAGUGUAUAAGUGGUCAUACAAUAAGUUUUGUAGUGAUUCCUAUGUUGUUGAUGUAAAGAAUAUUUGUUGGUCUGUGGUGUGUAAUGAGGAGCAACCAGACGCUGCACUUGACACAUUUAUGAAAUUGCUUAUUUGAGUUACUAAUAAGCAUGCACCCAUGAAGAAAAUGACUGUCAAAACUGAUAAAUCCCCAUAGAUUGAUGAGGAACUGAAAAAGUGUAUAGUUGAGAGGGACGAGGCAAAAGGAAUGGAAAAUAAGUCUGGCUGCACAACCGAUUGGCAAACGUAUUGCAAAUUGAGAAAUCUAAACUGAAUAAACUAAACUGAAUAAAAAGAAGAAGAAACUAUACAAUGAAACAUAGAUAAAUGAUAUAAAGAAUGAUAGUGAAAAGCUAUGGAGCACCUUAAAUGAAAUUUUGGGCAAAAAGGCAAACUCAGCAACAUUAUUCAUUGAAUCAGAUGGCUCAUUCAUCACAAAACCCAGUAAUAUUGCCAAUUACUUUCAUUAUUUUUUCAUUGGAAAGAUGAGCAAACUUAGGCAUGACAUGCGAGCAACAAACGCUGACACUACACAUCCAAGUAUAACUGAUCAAAUUAUGAAAGACAAGCGUUGUAAUUUUCAAUUCCGUAAAAGUGUGUGUGGAAGAGGGGGGAAUUAUUGUUGUCUAUCAACAAUGACAAGCCACAUGGGUCUGAGAAUAGUAAAGCCCCCUUUACUGGCUCAAAUAGCCGACCAAUCAGUAUUUUAACAACCCUUUGUAAACAAAAGAAGCAUAAUGUUUGACCAGAUACAAUGCUAUUUUACAGUAAACAAAUUGACAACCGACUUUCAGCACCCUUAUAGGGAAGGACAUUCAACAAGCACGGCACUUACACAAAUGACUAAUGAUUAGCUGUGCGAAAUUGAUAAUAAAAGAUUGUGGGAGCUGUUUUGUUCGACUUCAGUGCGGCUUUUGACAUUAUCGAUCAUAGUCUGCUGAUGGAAAAACAUAUGUGUUAUGGCUUUACACCCUCUGCUAUAUUGUGGAUAAAGAGUUACCUGUCUAACAGAACACCGAGGGUGUUCUUUAAUGGAAGCCUCUCCAACAUAAUCCAGGUAGAAUCAGGAAAUCCACAGGGCAGCUGUCUAGGCCCCUUACUUUUUUCAAUCUUUACUAAUGACCUGCCACUGGCCUUGAGUUAAGCCAGUGUGUCUAUGUAUGCGGCUGACUCAACACUAUACACUUCAGCUACUACAGCGAGUGAAAUCCCUGCAACACUUAACAAAGAGCUGCGGUUAGUUUCAGAAUGGGUGGCAAGGAAUGUUAGUCCUAAAUAUUUCAAAAACUAAAAGCAUUGUAUUUUGGACAAAUAAUUCACUAAACCCUUAAUGUCAACUAAAUAUUGUAAUUAAUAAUGUGGAAAUUGAGCAAGUUGAGGUGACUAAACUGCUUGGAGUAACCCUGGAUUGUAAACUGUCAUGGUCAAAACAUGUUGAUACAACAGUAGCUAAGAUGGGGAGAAGUCUGUCCAUUAUAAAGCACUACUCUGUCUUUUUAACAACACUAUCAACAAGGCAGGUCCAACAUGCUCUAGUUUUGUCUCACCUGGACUACUGUUCAGUCAUGUGGUCAGGUGCCACAAAGAGGGACCUCAGAAUAUUACAAUUGUCUCAGAACAGGGGAGCACGGCUGGCCCUUAAAUGUACACGGAGAGCUAACAUUAAUAAUAUGCAUGAAAAUCUCUCAUGGCUCAAAGUGGAGGAGAGAUUGUUUUUGUAAGAAGUGUUGACUUGCUGAAUGCACCGAGGUGUCUGUUUUAAGCACUAGCACACAGCUCGGACACCCAAGCAUACACCACAACACAUACCACCAAAGGUCUCUUCACAAUCCCCAAGUCAAGAAUAGACUAUGUGAGGCACAGAGUACUACAUAGAGCCAUGGCUACAUGGAACUCUACUCCACAUCAGGUAACUGAUGCAAGCAAUAUAAUCAGAUUUUAAAAAACAGAUACAAAUACACCUUAUGGAACAGCGGGGACUGUGAAGAGACACACACAGGCACAGACACACAUACACAUGAUAAGACACGCACUCUACACACACACGUGUAUUGUAAAUAUGUGUUGUGAAAAGUGUUAUGAAAUGUAAUGUCAUGUAAUAUUUUAAAUUGUUUAUAACUGCCUUAAUGUUGCUGGACCCCAAGAAGAGUAGCUGCUGCCUUGGCAGUAGCUAAUGGGGAUCCUUAAUAAAUACAAAUACCUGUUCUGUUUUUAAUGAUACAAAAACCAACAAUUGUGAAGAAAAUAGAUGAUCUCUGUGACACCUUAAAACAUUAUUAUUUCCUUAGUACUCCCAUGAUAUGGACACGGCUAAGAGCUAUAAACAUUAGCAUAACCCCUUGUGUGAAGCUUCUUCAUAAAACUACAUCCUGUCAUUGUCUGACUCAGCAGAUUUUAGACAAACAGAGAGAGAUAGAAAGAAAGAGAGCGAUAAAUAGAGAGAGAGAGAGCGAAAGAGAGAGAGAGAGCGCGAAAGAGAGAGAGAGAGAGAGCGAAAGAGAGAGAGAGAGAGAGAGACAGUGAGAGAGAGAGAAACAAGCAUCAAUAAGACAUUGGGAGGCUUGGGAGGGUUGAAUCAUCCUGAGUUGGCUGUUUUAAAUCUAUGCCGAGGAAGACUCCAGGAUAUAGUUGAUCAAAGAGUAUCUCCUCUCACUUACUUCUGUUCUUUAACUUUCGCCUCUGGAGACAUGAGGAUAUUUAUAACAGACAGUAAUGGUGGAUGGAUUGCUGAUCACCUGCUUUUGGCUAUUGAUCAUUGAUCAGAAUGAAUCACAUGUCAGGAAGUGACUGCAGUAAGAUGUCAUCAUCGUAGAUUGGUUGCCGAAGCUGGUAGCUUAUCAUCGACCAAUCAGAUUCCUCAGUUUGGCAGCACUGCAUUCAUUCGUCUCUAUGAUACAGCACUAUGUUGUUCUCAGAAUUCUGAGCCAGACCCCAGCAAGGUGAGGGGAAAAGUUUUUUGAGACUAACUUCAAACUGAUGUAUCUCCCAAACUCUUGGCUCUUGGCCUCUAACCCUGCUGUUGUUGUUGAGUUGUGGAGCAAAACAAGAGGGAGGGAGAAAAUGUAUGGAGGAGAAGUUAUCUGUUUUGUUUCUCGUCAUUCCCUUCCUGCCCUGAAUUGGAAUAAGCUCUCCCCUGUAUUCGUUCACUGCCCUAUUCAAAUUCCUUCUUCAAGCCUGGUUUGAAGACACUCGCUCCACUGGCAUAAAUCCUCAUCUUCCCCUCCUCCUCUCCUCCCCUCCUGAUUUCCCCCUUUCUUAUUUCAAUAUGCUACCUCGCAGCCAGCAUCCCCCCGUUGACGAUGGUACCGGGAGUUGCGGGCAGGUGGAAGUGCGUAAAGGAUGAACGUGCGCUUCCACCGGCAGCCCCUGGGCACUGGGGUCAUUCGGCAGCGUCCAAACCCCAUUAGCAGGAGCAGAGCCAUGUCAAGCAGGGCCGAAGUCGAUAAGCAGGCCCCAAAACAGUAGCUUGCCAGCUCCACUCUGCUCUGCACCGUGCUGCUGUGAAACAGGCAGCUCACAAACACAACACACACCCUCCUCAAGGGCUCCCUGAGGAAAGUGCCACCAGCCAGAGAGAGAGAGAGAGAGAGAGAGAGAGAGAGAGAGAGAGAGAGAGAGAGAGAGAGAGAGAGAGAGAGAGAGAGAGAGAGAGAUAGAGAGAGAGAGAGAGAGAGAGAGAGAGAGAGACAGAGUGAGAGAAAGAGUGAGAGACAGAGAGAGACAGAGAGAGACAGAGAGAGACAGAGAGACAGACGGAGAGAUAGAGACAGAGAGACAGAGCGAGACAGAGAGAGACGGAGAGACGGUGACAGAGAGACAGACGGAGAGACAGAGAGACAGACGGAGAGACAGAGAGAGAGACAGAGACAGAGAGACAGACGGAGAGACAGAGAGAAAGACAGACAGAGAGAGAGACAGAGACAGAGACAGACGGAGAGACCGAGAGAAAGACAGAGAUACAGAGAGAGAGACAGACGGAGAGACAGAGAGAGAGAUAGAGAGACAGACGGAGAGACAGAGAGCUAAUAAAGUAGCAAGAGAGUGAGAAUAAAGGAUACUUACUGAUCAGCACAUUAGCUUUCCAAAGGACGUUGUCCACAUAUUACAAAUGAUCAAUUUCUAUGAUUGUUUUGGUCUAAUUCUCAGCUACUUUCCCUGUUAUGUUGACCUGGUUUUGAACAUGUGAUCCAGCUCCAGGCAGUAGUACCCAUCCAUAGUGUUACCGCAUGUCUGACCCAGGUCUAACCCAGGUCUGGCCCUGUUGACCCACAUAAGUCACCAAGGUCCAGGAGUCGUAAUGUUUCUGCCCCUUUAACGGUUAAACGGUUCCUGGAACAAAUGUGUUCUAGAUUCCCGCCACAUGUUCCAAACAGGCUCCAUGACCCUUUGACUCUCCACUAGUGAUGCGCGGGUUGACUCAUAACCCGCAGUCCCCACGGUUAUAUCCGUGGGUUGGACGGGUUUGGGGUCAAUAAAUAUUGUGUGGCUGAAGGGUGGGUGGGUGGCAAGAAACAUUACCUUAAAAAAUCCAUAAAUGUAUAAUUGUUGUGCAAUUUAUAUAGUCUACAUUGAGGUUUUUCUUUCAUUAUUUUAGGCUAUCUGGUAUUAGUGCAUAAGCCUAAGAUUUAGGGCUUAACUGUAAGCGAGCCAAAUUGCCUACACAGCCAAUCACCAAAUAAUGCUUUUGGGAACGGGCAGAAAAAGGUUAACAUCAAUCAAAGGAGGCAAAAAGGUCAUUGAUGAAGUUUAAUUAAAUAAGACAAAAACUGCGAAAGGAGAGUUGAAAAUAAAGAGAAGGGAUGGAAAGAAAAGUAAUGUUUUGAAAAGAUUUGGUGAAGUGGUAAAAGAGGAUGAUGGCAGUGCCAGCUACGUUAUGUGUGAUGAGGCGCUAUACAAAUUCAACAGUCACAAGACUGGACUUCAAAUAGGCCUAUGGCAUGUCAAGGGAACUGUAGCCUACUGUUUAGAUGGGUUAAAUGGAAACUGAAAUUUGGACAUUGACUAACCGGAAUAACCUACUGUUUUUUGGCAAACUCCAAAGUCCUCUGAUAAUACUAGUCCUGUGCGAAUCAACAUCCCUGUGUCUUGAAUGAAAUGUCUGUGUUUUCCAGGUGUUGCUCCCGGUUUGAGCAAGAAAACAAUAACUGAUUUGAUAAAUUGAAAAAAGUGCUGCACAUAGCCUAUAUAUGAAGGGCCUACAUGUAUCAACUUUCACAGUUAAUGCUUUUGUUUAUAAGUUUUGUGCGAAUGAAUUGAACAUCGGCAAAUACAUCAUAAAAAAAAAAAUUGCGCCUAUUUAAUGAAACACUUGCUGUUAAUAGAUCGCAAAGCAGCAUACAACUGAGCUAAACGUUUGGAACAAGUUCACUUUCUCAUCCAUAGACUAAUAGCGCAUAUCAAGCACAAGUUAGCUGUUUAGCUCACAUCUGAAGGCUGGGGGGCAUUUAGGACGCCUUCUACUGCGGAUCGCUAAAAUAUUCUAAUGAUUAUGAUCACACAUAUUCAAUUCAAAUAUUAUGGCGACACUAUACGAAAGAUGGUUUGAUAUGGUUUAGAAACUUGCGAACCAAGAUCGAGUUAUCAGUGUAGACUGUUAUAGCCUGGACUUGUUGAAAUAUCUUCACACCUAGAAAAAAACUUCCAGGCUUCAUAAGUGUCGAUUUAUAAAUGAAAAAAAGAAAGAAAGAAUUACAGGUGGCAGUUUGGAAAAAAUGUAUCCCGCCCGAAUCGUCCUCUGGAAUAACGGACAUUCUGGGGUAAUAAAUACAUAACCAACGCUCUCUAGUAAUACUAGUCCCGUGCGAAAAGGGCUAAAGCCUUAAUAAUAACUCCUGCAGAAUUAAGCAUUUUUUGCAGUAAAAGUAUACACCAAAGCUAAAUUUGGACUUGGGAAAAGGAGUGGAGAAAUAUUAUUUCUUUCUUUCUGCAUCUUGAGAGAAUGCAAUGCUCUGUAACGUAGACGCUGGGAGUCGAGAAGCAGGUGGUAAGUUUAAUGUAACAAAGAACAUGGAACAAUACAACAUAGGAGUAGCGUCUUGACAUGAAACACAGAAACAAUACCGCCUGGGGAAGGAACCUAAGGGAGUGCCAGAUAAAGGGGAGGUAAUGAGUGAGGUAAUGGAGUCCAGGUGUGCCUCAUGAUGAAGCGCAGGUGCGCGUAAUGAUUGAUGCCAGGUGCGCGUAAUGAUGGUUACCAGGACCGGUGGUUAGUAAACCGGUGACGUCGAACGCCGGAGGGGAGGAGCGGGAGUAGACGUGACAUACUCAGUUAGAUAAGAUCUGUAGAGGCGCUGUCUUCAUCAUAAAAGCAUAAUAAAAGCCAAUAGUAUUUCAGCCACACAAAAUAUGCAUCAAAGCCAAACUGAAAUCUUAUCAGAAACACAUUUGUUCGUUUUCACAGCUUUGUUUUUCCUUACAACCAGUCAAACUGACAUUUUGCACAGAAAAUAUUUCCCGUUUUUUUUUAGCGUAAUUGUAUUUUCUCCCCAGUCCCUAAACAUCUUUGCUCCGCGAAAGAUGACAAAGAAAACUUUACUGAUAUCAACUAGAUUGAAGCGUUCAUUCUAUCGAUGUAUUAUAUUAUUUUGUUUAUUUAGUCUUCUAAGGCAACAUAUAAUGACAAAAGAGAAGCUACAUGUAUCUAAUUAUAGACAAGUUGACUAACAAAUAGCCUACCAAAAUGUCAGAAAUUAUCAGCAGAAACAUAUCUAAUACAGGCAAAACAACCCCCUGUCAAAAAAUUGUUCUGCCUAUAUCGCAUUUUCUAUAUUUGCGGGUUAGGGUUGGGUGCGGGUCUCAGAUUUUCACUUUAUCACAUAUAGUCAGGCGGUUGUGGAUGGGUUAUUAGCAAUUGCGGGAGGGUGCAGGUGAACAAACAACUGACCCACGCACCACUACUCUCCACCAAUCACAGGGUGUGAACUUAAAGUGGCUGACCUGCUCGCUAACUCACAGGUGGCCUUCCAGAAUCUCCUACUAAUGACACUGAGAAAGACUCAUAGACAGCUUGCUAGGAUAAUAGUAUUCUUCUCUGAGGCAGUGCUAAAUAUAAAGUUUUACUGCAGCAGCAGUGCUUUACAGUGGCUUGCGAAAGUAUUCACCCCCCUUGGCAUUUUUCCUAUUUUGUUGCCUUACAACCUGGAAUUAAAAUGGAUUUUUGGGGGGUAUGUAUCAUUUGAUUUACACAACAUGCUUACCACUUUGAAGAUGCAAAAUAAAAAUUUUUGUGAAACAAACAAGAAAUAAGACAAAAAAAACAGAAAACUUGAGCGUGCAUAACUAUUCACCCCCCCAAAGUCAAUACUUUGUAGAGCCACCUUUUGCAGCAAUUACAGCUGCAAGUCUCUUGGGGUAUCUCUAUAAGCUUGGCACAUCUAGCCACUGGGAUUUUUGCCCAUUCUUCAAGGCAAAACUGCUCCAGCUCCUUCAAGUUGGAUGGGUUCCGCUGGUGUACAGCAAUCUUUAAGUCAUACCACAGAUUCUCAAUUGGUCUGUGCUUUGACUAGGCCAUUCCAAGACAUUUAAAUGUUUCCCCUUAAACCACUCGAGUGUUGCUUUAGCAGUAUGCUUAGGGUCAUUGACCUGCUGGAAGGUGAAUCUCCGUCCCAGUCUCAAAUCUCUGGAAGAUUGAAACAGGUUUCCCUCAAGGAUUUCCCUGUAUUUAGCGGCAUCCAUCAUUCCUUCAAUUCUGACUAGUUUCCCAGUCCCUGCCGAUAAAAAACAUCCCCACAGCAUGAUGCUGCCACCACCAUGCUUCACUGUGGGGAUGGUGUUCUCGGGGUGAUGAGAGGUGUUGGGUUUGCACCAGACAUAGCGUUUUCCUUGAUGGCCAUAAAGCUCCAUUUUAGUCUCAUCUGUCCAGAGUACCUUCUUCCAUAUGUUUGGGGAGUCUCCCAUAUUGCUUUUGGCGAACACCAAACAUGUUUGCUUAUUUUUCUUCUUUAAGCAAUGGCUUUUUUCUGGCCACUCUUCCGUAAAGCCCAGCUCUGUGGAGUGUACGGCUUAAAGUGGUCCUAUGGACAGAUACUCCAAUCUCUGCUGUGGAGCUUUGCAGCUCCUUCAGGGUUAUCUUUGAUCUGUUGUGGUGCCAUAUUCUUUCAAUUGUUUAAUAAUGGAUUUAAUGGUGCUCCGUGGGAUGUUCAAUGUUUCUGAUAUUUUUUUAUAACCCAACCCUGAUCUGUACUUCUCCACAACUUUGUCCCUGACCUGUUUGGAGAGCUCCUUGGUCUUCAUGGUGCCGCUUGCUUGGUGGUGCCCCUUGCUUAGUGGUGUUGCAGACUCUGGGGCCUUUCAGAACAGGUGUAUAUAUACUGUGAUCAUGUGACACUUAGAUUGCACACAGGUGGACUUUAUUUAACUAAUUAUGUGACUUCUGGAGGUAAUUGGUUCCACCAGAUCUUAUUUAGGGGCUUCAUAGCAAAGGGGGUGAAUACAUAUGCACGCACCACUUUUCCGUUAUUUAUUUUUUUGAGUUUUUUGAAAGAAGUUAUUUUUUUCAUUUCACUUCACCAAUUCGGCUAUUUUGUUUAUGUCCAUUACAUGAAAUCCAAAUAAAAAUCAAUUUAAAUUACAGGUUGUAAUGCAACAAAAUAGGAAAAACGCCAAGGGGGAUUGUCACGAUCGUUAACGGAAGAUACGGACCAAGGCGCAGCGUGAUAAGCGUACAUUUUUAUUAACGUACUGAACACGACACAAAACAACAAACAAACGAUACGUGAAGUCCUAGGUUACACAAAACAAACCUUUACGGAACAAGAUCCCACACCGACUAGUGCCAAACAGGCUGCCUAAGUAUGGUCCCCAAUCAGAGACAACGAGAUACAGCUGCCUCUGAUUGGGAACCACCCUGCCCAACAUAGUUCUAAACGAUCUAGAACAUCAACAUAGAAAAUAUAACACAGAAACUACACAUCCUGGCUCAAUAUUUCAGAGUCCCCAGAGCCAGGGCGUGACAGUACCCCCCCCCCCCCCCCCCCCCAAAGGCGCGGACUGCGACUGCGACCGCGCCACACAAACACAACAGGGUAGGGGCCGGGUGGGCAUUGCGCCUCGGAGGCGGAUCAGGCUCCGGGCGUGACCACCACUUUCUCUCCACCUCCCCGUUGCGCCCCUGAUCUGGUCUGGCACCGCUGACUGGAGCUGGACCCGACGACGGUGGAUCAAACCGUACAGGAUCCGGACUGGAGGGCUUGGCCGGAGCUGGAAUGGACACCGGUGGAGCGGAUUGCUCUGGCUCCGGAGUGGAUCCGCUGACUGGAGUUGGGCCGGACCCCGGUGGAGCAGAUUGCUCUGGCUCCGGAGUGGAGCAGCUGACCGGUGCCGGACCAGGCACCGGUGGAACAGGCACGGGCCGUGCCGGACUGGACACACGCACCACUGGCUUGGUGCGGGGAGCAGGAACGGGUCGGACCGGGCUGACGACGCGCACCACUGGCUUGGUGCGGGGUGCAGGAACGGGCCGGACCGGGCUGACGACGCGCACCACUGGCUUGGUGCGGGGAGCAGGAACGGGCCGGACCGGGCUGACGACGCGCACCACUGGCUUGGUGCGGGGAGCAGGAACAGGCCGGACCGGGCUGGCGACGCGCACCACUGGCUUGGUGUGAGGGGCAGGAACAGGCCGGACCGGGCUGGCGACGCGCACCACUGGCUUGGUGCGAGGGGCAGGAACAGGCCGGACCAGGCUGGCGACGCGCACCACUGGCUUGGUGCGAGGGGCAGGAACAGGCCGGACCGGGCUGGCGACGCGCACCACUGGCUUGGUGCGGGGAGCAGGACCUGGCCGGACCGGGCUGACGACGCGCACCACUGGCUUGGUGCGAGGGACAGGAACGGGCCGGGCUGGACUGGGAAUAUAAACCACUGGCUUGGUGCGGGGAGCAGGAACGGGCCGGGCCGGACUGGGAACACGCACCACCGGCUUGCUGCGAGGGACAGGAACGGGCUGGGCUGGACUGGGAAUAUGCACCACUGGCUUGGUGCGGGGAGCAGGAACGGGCCGGACCGGGCUGGGAACACGCACCACCGGUUUGGUGCGGGGAGCAGGAACGGGCCGGGCCGAACUGGGAACACGCACCACUGGCUUAGUGCGAGGAGCAGGAACGGGUGGGGCCGUACUGGGAACACGCACCACUAACUUAGUGCGGGGAGCAGGAACGGGCCGGACCGUUUUGCGAACACACACCACUGGCCUUGUGCGGGAAACAGGAAUGGGUCGGGCCGUACUGGGAACACGCACCACUGGCUUAGUGCGGGGAUCAGGAACGGGCCGGACCGGACUGGUGACACACACCACUUGCUUGGUGCGAGGAGCGGGACUGGGUUUCCUUAUAAACCUCCGCUCCUUCUGCUGCCUAACCAGUUCCUCUCGCCGUGCCUCUACACUCUCCCUCUCCCUUAACGCCUCUUGUAGCUCCUCCCUCCGACCAAUUAACUCCUGCUCCCUCUGGACCAAUAGCCCCCGUAACCUGGUGGCCUCCUCUCCUAGUCUGCAGAUUCGCCCUGUAGCUGCCUCCUGCUGCCCCGUCGUCCACGCCGUGUGCCCCCCCAAAAAAAAAUUAUUGGGGUUGCCUCUCGCGUGUCCGUCGUCGGCACGGUUGGCGUCGUUUCUCCUCUCCUGCCUGGGCAUUUACCUUUGCCCAUGGCCCUUUCCCCGCGAAUAUCUCCUCCCAUGACCACCAUUUGCCCACCUGAGACAUCGCUAUCUUCUCCUCCUGGGCACGCUGCUUGGUCCUCUUUUGGUGGGAUCUUCUGUCACGAUCGUUAACGGAAGAUACGGACCAAGGCGCAGCGUGAUAAGCGUACAUUUUUAUUAACGUACUGAACACGACACAAAACAACAAACAAACGAUACGUGAAGUCCUAGGUUACACAAAACAAACCUUUACGGAACAAGAUCCCACACCGACUAGUGCCAAACAGGCUGCCUAAGUAUGGUCCCCAAUCAGAGACAACGAGAUACAGCUGCCUCUGAUUGGGAACCACCCUGGCCAACAAAGAUCUAAACGAUCUAGAACAUCAACAUAGAAAAUAUAACACAGAAACUACACACCCUGGCUCAACAUUUCAGAGUCCCCAGAGCCAGGGCGUGACAGGGAUGAACACUUUUGCAAGGCACUGUAUAUACACAGUGAUAGAUCACACAAACAAGUUGUGAAGCUUUUUGAUGGAGGAAGACUAACUCGAGAGGACAAUUAUAGGUUGCAUUUUACAUUAACUUGUCCAACUAAUAGUUUAAGUUAAUUUAAAUAUAGUGUUUGAAAACAAUAUUGUAGACUUAAUUAGUCUUUACUAUGUUUCCAUCUUGCUAUAGAGAAAAACCCCCUACUUUUCUUUUUCUUGAAGUCAAGAGUUGUUACAUGUUCUCAUAUAUGUAGUCAUAUAGGCUAACUAUAUGAAAUAAGAAGCAACAUCAUACAUGGUGUUACCCAAUUCCCCUAGGCCUUGGUACGGUAUUCUAGCCAGUAGCUCUUGAGACAGGCAGUACAGUACAUGUACCUAACUGUUCCACAUGUUGUUAGUCUGAGGCCUAUCCUCUCCGCUCUCCUCCCGUUCCUCUCAUUCCCCUACUCCCCUACAUCAAACACCCCUCAGGGGAGUGUGUACAGAAAACACAACACAACAAGCCAAGUGAAAGACACAAUGUUUCUAUACUCUAUUUGUUUUAAAGUUGUGAGGAGAGGAGAGAAAUAUUCCCUUUUUCCAUCUGUUCUCCUUCUGUUCUCUCCUCACCUGACCCUGUUUCAUCUUCCUCCCACUCUCUCUCACUUCUGUUUACCUUUAUCCUUUGUCUUUCCCUCUUUCUUCCAUCUCCCCUCCCUUGCUUCGUCUCCACCUCUCACAUUCUAUUCUAUUUAACUGUUCCAAUUCAGCUCAUCCAUGGUGCAUUCAGAUUCAUAUACUAUAGCUGGCAUCAUAUUUGUGUGCUGCUAAAACGUUAUCCAUUAUAAUGAAAGAGUCUGGGAACCCUGGACCAAGUCUCCUCUCUAGUUUAUGUUAUCUCUUUAUCUCUUCUGCUCAUUUCCUCUCUAUGUAUCCUCCUUUUCUUAUUUCAUUCUUCUAUUAUAUCUCUUUCACAGUCACACCCUGCUCUACCCCUCUUUACGUGUCUCUUUCUCUUGACUCCCAUGUACUUUCCAUCUUUCUCUCUCUCCCCCUUUCUCUCCCAUCCUGUUCUUCCUCAACCUUUUGACCAAACCUGAAUCUGUCUUUACCUUUCCUUUUGUUCUCCAACUCAACCCAUCCCUUCCCUCCAACCCCUCCAUCCCCUCCUCCUCAUGUCCCUCUCUUCUCUGUCCCGCUCUGUAGGAGUAGCUGACAGCCACCAUCCCUCCAUCCCCUCCUCCUCAUCCCCCUCUCCUUGUCUCUGUCUCUUCCUUUAGGAGUGGGUGACAGCCACCGACCUACUCAUCUCUCUGGACAGGCUCAACACGUUCGGAGAUGAGUUCUUCAAGGACGCCAAGGUGUUGCGAUCCUACUUCUACGCCAUCUCCGAUUUCUCCGUAGGCGCUAGGUAACACACACCUGACAUCUGAGAGAGAGAGGGAAAGAAGAAGAGAGGGAGAGAAGAAGAGAGGGAGAGAAGAAGAGAGGGAGAGAAGAAGAAAGGGAGAGAAGAAGCGAGGGAGAGAAGAAGAGAGGGAGAGAAGAACAGAGGGAGAGAAGAAGAGAGGGAGAGAAGAAGCGAGGAAGAGAAGAAGAGAGGGAGAGAAGAAGAGAGGGAGAGAAGAAGAGAGGGAGAGAAGAACAGAGGGAGAGAAGAACAGAGGGAGAGAAGAACAGAAGCCUGUUUGCUUUGAUUUAUCUUUGUCUUUGCUCAUUUCUCAGAGAGACUCGAAUAGGAAACAACAACCCAGCUUGGAAUAGUGCCCCAUUUUAUAGAUAAUAAAACAGAUAAUAAAACGCUUCUCCACACUUCCUCCCUCUCUGUAUCCUUUUUACAUAACAAAUAGUCUAACUCAACACAAGCCCUCUAUGGUCCUGGACAGUAGAUUGUAAGACUAAUAAAUAGAACACUCUCCCUCCCCCUGCCUACCAAGUUCCCCCCUAAACAGAACAGAGCCACAUCAUCCUCCUCUGUCCUGUGUCUUUUCUAUCACUGUCCCUGCUCUGUCCCUGGUCCCCAGACCUGGGUUCAAAUACUAUUUGAAAUCAUUCCAAAACGGCAAGCCUGGCACAUCUAGCACUCCGGGUAGACCAGAGCAAACACUCCAAGUAUUUUAACGAUUUCAAAUAGUAUUUGAACACAUGUCUGCUGGUCCCUGGGCUUAUUCCUCACAGUAACGAGAUGGGACAACAGGAAGCGUUCAGCACAGACAGGAUGUCCAUGGGCACAGCACAAUAACAUGAACCUUAUUAAGUAGUUGAGAUGAAGCCUUCACCCACUGCUUCAACAGGAUCUGACACCUGUCAUAAGUGUUUAUGAUCACAGCGAGGGGUGACAAUCUGACAAAUGACCCAACAAUGUCACCAUGACACCUGAGGGAAUGAAGGGGGGCAAGCUGACAACUUGUUGGGCUUGCUUAGUCAGCCUAGCUUGUUGGAUUGGCCAUAGCAGUGCUAGCACUUGUCAGUUGGCCAAUUCCCACACUGAAUAUUAUGAAUGGAGACAAUAAGUGUCAGGGUAUGUCAAUGUGUUGGUUUAAAUUGUCAACUAGUGUAGUAUAGUAACUCAAAAUAGUAAAAAGAAAUGGUCCAGAACUGACGGACUACUGAGCUGCUAUAUGAGCUAUUUUCUGUGCCAUAUUCAUUAUUGCGGUUGUCAAGAUUACCUCAGAGUUUACUACUAGAGACAUCUGAGUUGGUGAUUGGGGGCAAUUUUCACUUUCUUACUAACUACUUCCAUGUCACAACAACAACAACAACAGAAACAGAAAUAACUGAUUCGGAGCCGUUAGCAUAAAGAGCCUGGAUCUGGGACAGCUGGUUAAAUCUGACAGUGACAGGCGCAGUGAUGAGCCCCCCUCUUCCCUCACAGAAAGGCCCUAUACAGAGCCAAUGACAGAGGGUGCAUCCCAAAUGGCGCCCUAUUUCGUGCACUACAUUUUACCAGGGCCGUAAAGAGCUCUAGUCAAAAGUAAUUUACUAUAUAGGGAAUACGGUGUCAGUUGGGACACAACAAGGAGAAUCAGACACUAUCAUCCUCAGCGUGUCACAGUAAAGAUAGGGCCUCAGCUAACAGCUAUUGGCAAUACAUCCUUAAUCCUUAAAUUACUUCUAGUCACAGGAAAUUGUAUUUUCUAGACUGUUUGGAAAGGAUAUGUAUAACUUGAUAUAUAGCACAAUAACUCACAUGCACACGCACACACACACAUACACAAACGCACACAUACACACACACAGUGACUGGUAGCGGAAGUUGUUUAUGCUCAGGGAUAUCUUGUUCAGAUGAGAGUUGGAUAGACAGGGGAGAUGAGCAGAGCAGUGUGAAGGGGACAAAACCCCACGUUGUCCAAGGCGAUGUACUGUAUCUGCCACUGAUAGGUAAUAGGAGGUGAAAAGUGACAGUGAAAAUACUUUCUCAUUUUACAUCUCCUACCUGUCCUAUUCUCUGUUCUCUGUUCAUUUCCUUCUGUGUGUGUGUGUGUGUGUGUGUGUGUGUGUGUGUGUGUGUGUGUGUGUGUGUGUGUGUGUGUGUGUGUGCGUGUGUGUGUGUGUGUGUGUGUGUGUGUGUUCAUGUGCAUAUGAGUGUGUGUCCAUACAAGUGUGUCUCCAUCUUUAUCCCCCAGGUGUAAGUGUAACGGCCAUGGCAGUGAGUGUUUGUUGGAUGACCUGGGGAAUCUGGUGUGUGACUGCCAGCAUCACACUGUCGGGGUGGACUGCCAGAAGUGUCACCCAUUCUAUCAGGACAGGCCUUGGGCCAGGGCCACCGGAGACUCUGCCAACCAGUGUAUGAGUGAGUAA